This is a messenger RNA of Cladophialophora yegresii CBS 114405, 810 nucleotides long. RefSeq lists its product as uncharacterized. Lineage: Eukaryota; Fungi; Ascomycota; Eurotiomycetes; Chaetothyriales; Herpotrichiellaceae. The coding region runs from base 1 to 810 and encodes 269 amino acids. The transcript is spliced from 4 exons. The record is from RefSeq and is a predicted model, not a curated record.
AUGGGUCGACGACAGGGCCCAAAUACGCCCGGGAUAGCCUUUGUUACCGGUGCAGCCAGGGGGCUCGGGAAUGCAGUGGCCGUCUCGUUUGCAAAGGAAGGGGCCAAAGCCGUGGUGAUUGUCGACAUCAACGACGAAGAAACCAUGGAACUGGGGAAGGCAGCUGUGGAGGCCCAUGGGGCCGAGUGCCUCGCCAUCCGUGCAGAUGUGACACAGGAAGCAGAAGUGGCUUCAGCUGUCUCCGAAGCGGUAGCAAAGUUCGGCCGGAUCGAUUACGCGGCCAAUUUCGCAGGGAUCGUGGGACCCCCGGACAGCAUCGUCAAUCUCGACGUGGCGAAGUGGAGGAAGACGCUCGAAGUCAAUGCCACCGGUGUUAUGCUCUGCACAAAAUACGAGAUGAUUCAAAUGAUGAAGCAGGACUCGCUCGCCGUUGAAGAUGGACGGCCUCCGCAACGGGGUGCCAUUGUGAAUUGUGCAUCAGUCAAUUCCCUGCUCACAAUGCCCGGGACUGGGCCUUAUACCGCGUCCAAACACGCGUGCUACGGAAUCACAAAGACGGCGGCAUUAGAAGGUCGAAGCCAUGGCAUCAGGGUCAAUGCGGUGUCGCCAGGAUUUCUCUUGACCAAAAUGGCGGAAGAGUCUUUGAUGAAGGAUGAUGUUGUCGAUUCGCGAGGCAUGGCCAUGUGGCAAUACUUUGUCUCCCGACAAGGCCGGUCUGCCAGCUUCGAUGAGAUUGGUGAUGUCGUGGCACUGAUGUGCACACCCAAGAUGAGUCUGGUCGUGGGCCAGAAUCUUUUUAUUGAUGGGUAA